GGCGCCAGGCGCUGGAGCUGCGGGCUCAGGGCGAGGAGUAGCUAGCAGCUGGAGCCGAGUUGGAGGAAGCAGCGGCAGGCGGCAGCGGCGAGUACGGCUGUGCAGCCAAAGGACCAGGACAGCGAAGCUCCGGCAGGUCGCAGCUGGAUCGCAGGAGCCUGGGAGCUGUAAGCUUGAGAGGCCUCUGAAGCCCAGGCCGGGCAGAGGAAGGAAGCGAGCCGACCCGGAGGUGAAGCCGAGAGUGGAGCGUGGCAGUAAAAUCAGACGACAGAUGGACAGUGUGACAAGAACGUCAGAGAGGAUUGGGCCUCGCUGCGAGAGUCAGCCUGGAGUCAAGGUGUUGACAAGCUGCUGAGAAGGACACGUGGGAGGACGGUGGCGCGCAGAGGGAGAGCCCUGUCUUCAGUCACACCAUUGAUGGAGGACAGAUGGACAGCCGGAUGGCCAGUCACCUCCCUUAAGCCUUUGGAUAGUGGUCCUUUGUGCUCUGUUGGACGCCUCUUAGGGAUUUUAGCCCAUUCUCUGAACUCGCUUUCCCUCCAAACGUAAACUCAGACGGCAGUGUGCAAGCCGUGGGCUCCUCUGUGGCAGGGCACCAGAGCUGCAGACAUGAGCGCAGAGGGGUACCAGUACCGAGCACUGUAUGACUACAAGAAGGAGCGAGAGGAAGACAUCGACCUACACUUGGGGGACAUACUGACUGUGAAUAAAGGCUCCUUGGUGGCCCUUGGAUUCAGUGAUGGCCAGGAAGCCAGGCCUGAAGAUAUUGGCUGGUUAAAUGGUUACAAUGAAACCACCGGGGAGAGGGGAGACUUUCCAGGAACUUACGUUGAAUACAUUGGAAGGAAAAGAAUUUCUCCCCCCACUCCCAAGCCUCGGCCCCCUCGACCUCUUCCUGUUGCUCCGGGUUCUUCAAAAACUGAAGCAGACAUGGAGCAUCAAGCCUUGACCCUUCCUGAUCUGGCCGAGCAGUUUGCCCCUCCUGAUGUUGCCCCGCCUCUCCUUAUAAAACUCCUGGAAGCCAUUGAGAAGAAAGGACUGGAAUGUUCGACUCUAUACAGAACACAGAGCUCCAGCAACCCUGCAGAAUUACGACAGCUUCUCGAUUGUGACGCCGCCUCAGUGGACUUGGAAAUGAUCGACGUACACGUUUUAGCGGAUGCUUUCAAGCGCUAUCUCUCGGACUUACCAAAUCCUGUCAUUCCAGUAGCUGUUUACAAUGAGAUGGUGGCUGCAGCCCAAGACGUACAAAGCUCUGAAGACUGCAUCCACCUGUUGAAGAAGCUCAUUAGGUCGCCUAAUAUACCUCAUCAGUAUUGGCUUACGCUCCAGUAUUUGCUCAAGCAUUUCUUCAAGCUCUCCCAAGCCUCCAGCAAAAAUCUUUUGAACGCAAGAGUCCUCUCUGACAUUUUCAGCCCCGUGCUCUUCAGAUUCCCAGCAGCCAGCUCCGAUAAUACUGAACACCUCAUAAAAGCGAUAGAGAUUUUAAUCUCAACGGAAUGGAAUGAGAGACAGCCAGCACCAGCACUGCCCCCCAAACCCCCCAAGCCCACCACUGUAGCCAACAACAGCAUGAACAACAAUAUGUCCUUGCAGGAUGCUGAAUGGUACUGGGGAGAUAUCUCAAGGGAAGAAGUGAAUGAAAAACUCCGAGAUACCGCUGACGGGACCUUUUUGGUACGAGACGCAUCUACUAAAAUGCACGGUGACUACACUCUUACACUAAGGAAAGGAGGAAAUAACAAAUUAAUCAAAAUCUUUCACCGAGAUGGAAAAUAUGGCUUCUCUGAUCCAUUAACCUUCAACUCUGUGGUUGAAUUAAUAAACCACUACCGGAAUGAGUCUUUAGCUCAGUACAAUCCGAAGCUGGAUGUGAAGCUACUCUACCCAGUGUCCAAAUACCAGCAGGACCAAGUUGUCAAAGAAGAUAAUAUUGAAGCUGUAGGGAAAAAAUUACAUGAAUAUAAUACUCAAUUUCAAGAAAAAAGUCGGGAAUAUGAUAGAUUAUAUGAGGAAUACACCCGUACUUCCCAGGAAAUUCAAAUGAAAAGAACAGCUAUUGAAGCAUUUAAUGAAACCAUAAAAAUAUUUGAAGAACAAUGCCAAACCCAGGAGCGGUACAGCAAAGAAUACAUAGAGAAGUUUAAACGGGAAGGCAACGAGAAGGAAAUUCAAAGGAUUAUGCAUAAUCAUGAUAAGCUGAAGUCUCGUAUCAGUGAGAUCAUUGACAGUAGGAGGAGACUGGAGGAGGACUUGAAGAAGCAGGCAGCUGAGUAUCGGGAGAUCGACAAGCGUAUGAACAGUAUUAAGCCGGACCUCAUUCAGUUGAGAAAGACGAGAGACCAAUACUUGAUGUGGCUGACGCAGAAGGGUGUUCGGCAGAAGAAACUGAACGAGUGGCUGGGGAACGAGAACACUGGAGACCAAUACUCACUGGUUGAAGAUGAUGAGGAUUUGCCCCACCACGACGAGAAGACGUGGAAUGUCGGGAGCAGCAACCGAAACAAAGCCGAGAACCUACUGCGAGGGAAGCGAGACGGCACGUUCCUCGUCCGGGAAAGCAGUAAGCAGGGCUGCUACGCCUGCUCUGUAGUGGUGGACGGCGAAGUCAAGCAUUGCGUCAUCAACAAGACUGCCACCGGCUAUGGCUUCGCUGAGCCCUACAACCUGUACGGCUCCCUGAAGGAGCUGGUGCUCCAUUAUCAACACACCUCCCUCGUGCAGCACAAUGACUCCCUCAAUGUCACACUAGCAUACCCAGUAUAUGCACAACAGAGGCGAUGAAGCGCUGCCCUCGGAUCCAGUUCCUCUCCUUCAAGCCACCCAAGGCCUCUGGGAAGCUAAGGGCUCCUCUCCAGCCCGACCUGUGAACUGAGCUGCAGAAACGAAGCAGGCUGUCUGCACACGGGACUAGAGCUUUCUUGGACAAAAAAGAAGUCGGGGAAGACACGCAGCCUAGGGCUGUUGGAUGACCAGACGUUUCUAACCUUAUCCUCUUUUUUUCUUUUAAUUUAAAAGCCACAAUACACAUCCAACACACAGAGAAAAAGAAAUGCAAAAAAAUCUCUCCGUGUAGGGACAAAGAGGCCUUUAACCAUGGUGCUUGUUAAUGCUUUCUGAAGCUUUACCAGCUACAAGUUGGGACUUUGGAGACCAGAAGGUAGACAGGGCUGAAGAGCCUGCGCCUGGGGCUGCUUGGUCCAGCCUGGUUUAGCCUGGGUGUCGCUGGGUGUGGUGAACCCAGACACAUCAUACUGUGGAUUAUUUGCUUUUUAAACGAACGAACGAUAUGUAUCAGAGAGCCACGUCUGCUCACACAGGACACUUCGAGAGAACAUUGAUGCAGUAUGUUUGGGGGAAAAAACAAAAACACCAGAAAACGGUCUGUUUGAACUUGUCAAAUCAACAACCCACCAAGAGAAAAAGGAGUGUGGACAAGGGGACUUAUAGUGACAUUUAGUAUAUAAAAUAUGUAUAUAAUAUUGGGUGACUAUCAAAUAGAUGGAUUUGUAUCAAUACCAAAUAGCUUCUGUUUUGUUUUGCUGAAGGCUAAACGUGCAGCGCUAUGCAAUUCUUAAUUUUUAUUAUGUUGUUACCAGUUUAGAAUACACCUUCAGAAUAAGCUUCCCUCAUCCCCGGUUUUUGUUGCUUGAAAAUAUCGUCCCUGAUUUUUGUUAAUAUUUGUUUUUGUUAUUCUUACUUUUUUUUUU
Apodemus sylvaticus (European woodmouse) is the source of this 3710-nucleotide messenger RNA. RefSeq names its product phosphoinositide-3-kinase regulatory subunit 1 (gene Pik3r1). Gene Ontology annotation, biological process: phosphatidylinositol phosphate biosynthetic process; insulin receptor signaling pathway. Gene Ontology annotation, cellular component: phosphatidylinositol 3-kinase complex. The transcript is spliced from 16 exons. Lineage: Eukaryota; Metazoa; Chordata; Mammalia; Rodentia; Muridae. The record is from RefSeq and is a predicted model, not a curated record. Gene Ontology annotation, molecular function: protein binding; 1-phosphatidylinositol-3-kinase regulator activity. Bases 610 to 2784 code for a protein of 724 amino acids.